CGUCAUUCUACAUCGGAAGAAGCAUCACCACCGCCCGCGCGAAGUUUACCGCCAAAAAAAAAGCCCAACUGCAGGAUUUCAUCCCAUCGCAACACAUCAUAGUCUCUAAGAAGCACUUUCUUUUUACCUAAUAACAACCACAACAACAACAGCCUCCCUCUUUCUCGACCCCUCUCCCACUCCUUCACACAGCACUACUUGAUGUACUCCCGCACCACCUUCUCCUCGCUGAGCAGAAGUUGCCGCUAUCUUCUCCGCACUCCGGGCCUCCCUCCGAAGUCGACUUUUUCCCUCUCUGCGCGCUCAUUCUCCGCCGUCCACGCAGCCAUGGCCGACGCGACCUCCGGUGUCACCGCUGACUUGCUGAAGAGCAAGCUCUUUGAUCAGCUCCAGGCGCAACACGUGGAGAUUGAAGAUCUGUCGGGUGGCUGUGGCCAGGCUUUCCAGGCGGUCAUUGUCUCUUCCCAGUUCGAUAAGAAAACCAUGCUCGCCCGUCACCGCUUGGUCAACUCGGUCCUCAAGGCCGAGAUCGCUGCUAUCCAUGCUUGGACACCCAAGUGCUACACCCCCGAGCAGUGGCAGGCUCUGCACCAGGGCUGAGAGGCCUUUGUCCUGUUUUGAGACUUUGGGUUGCAGCCGAGACUACGGGCAUCUUCGGCGAUGGAAGGUAUAUUCUGGGUAUCCAUCAACUCGUACAAGGGGUAGAAUCUUGUACACGGCUAUAAUCUGUGGGCGUUGGAGAGGGGUGUUCCAUGUGCGAGGCUUUGCACACUGCCGGCCAUGUCUAAAGUUCUGCUAUGGUUGCGAGAAGGAAUCUAUCAUGAAUAAAUAUUAUACGGUUAUUCGCAUGUAUAACAGAUUUCUAUAGUUACAGAAUAGAUUACCCGCGUCACGCCGUUCGGCUCGCU
This is a messenger RNA of Aspergillus uvarum CBS 121591, 908 nucleotides long. RefSeq names its product BolA family protein. The record is from RefSeq and is a predicted model, not a curated record. Gene Ontology annotation, molecular function: 2 iron, 2 sulfur cluster binding. The transcript has 2 exons. Gene Ontology annotation, biological process: intracellular iron ion homeostasis. Lineage: Eukaryota; Fungi; Ascomycota; Eurotiomycetes; Eurotiales; Aspergillaceae. Bases 328 to 600 code for a protein of 90 amino acids. Gene Ontology annotation, cellular component: nucleus; cytosol.